AUGGAUUCGAUUUAUCUGAAAUCACUUAUGCGGUUUGAUGGAUCUAACUAUCAAGUAUGGAAGUUCCAAAUGUGUACUAUAUUCACAACUACCGGUCUCCUAAAAUUAGUUGAUGGAACGGAGACGAAACCACAGCCAACAGCAAACAAUUUCGACGCAUGGAAUGCGCGCAGUGCUAGAGCGAUGUGUUAUGUCUCAUCGUCAAUGGAUCAUAAGCAGCUUGAAACUCCGAUAACAUGUGAAACAGCAGCUGAAGUGGCAUGGAUCGAAAAUAUGGCAAGUCAACUACGCGAUAUUGGCGAAGAAUUAUCUGAGGUCACCAUAAUGUCCAAAAUUUUGAGUGCCCUACCGCAAAAAUUUGGCCCACUGGUGACGGCAUGGGAUAGCGUCAGCGAACCAAAACAGACGCAAACGAAACUCAUCGAACAUCUCAUCAAGGAGGAAGCACGACUUGCCGCCAUGGACGACGCGACAAGCAGUUCGGCAGCCAUGACAGUACAGCAGAAGCGAAACAAGGGAAAUCAACAUGGAAACGGCAGAUUCCAAAUCGAACGUCGAUAA
Acromyrmex echinatior (Panamanian leafcutter ant) is the source of this 561-nucleotide messenger RNA. RefSeq lists its product as uncharacterized. Lineage: Eukaryota; Metazoa; Arthropoda; Insecta; Hymenoptera; Formicidae. The record is from RefSeq and is a predicted model, not a curated record.